AUGCAGCCUCCACCUCGAAAGGGAAAUUAUACGAAAUUUCUAAAAAAUUUACAUUCAGAACAAAUUGCAAAAUUACAAUUAAAAAAUCAACAUGAAAAUGAUUUGUUGGAGGAUAUACGAAAUUUUACCAUUAAAAAAUCAGCUGUGGAAAAAUCAUAUUCAGAGGCCCUGCUUAAAAUAUCUUCAGCUUAUCUUAAUAAAAAAAUGCCAAAUAUACCCGACAUAAAAAUUGAUGGAGGCGAGGAAAAAUGGAAUAUGUGGAAUGUUUGGAGAACUGUGCUUGAAGAAAAUGAAAAAUUAGCCAGAGCACGAUUAGCAGCUGUUGAAGUUUUUCAACAACAAAUUGCCGAUGAAGCAAAAGUACUUCGCGCUCAUAAAAUACAAUCAACAAAGAAGUCCAUUGACCAAUUAACCAAUGUUCAAAAAGAAUUACAAACUUGUGUCCAAGAUGUUGAUAAAACGAAAAAAUUAUAUUUCGAUGAAGAGCAUUGUGCUCACGAUGUGCGUGACAAAGCUAAAGACCUCGAAGAAAAAUUAAAGAAAAAGAAAGGAUCAUUUUUUCAAUCAAUAACAUCAUUACAAAAAAACAGUGCAAAAUUUUCAACAAAACGUGAACAGUUAGAAGAAAAAUCAUCCGGUGCUAGAAAUGAUUAUCUAUUGAGUUUAGCUGCCGCGAAUGCUCAUCAAACACGUUACUUUGCUGUUGACUUACAAAUGGCCAUACAAAUAAUGGAAAGUGGUGUAUUUGAUAAAGUAGCAGAAUAUUUAACAUUAAUGGGUCGUACAGAAUUAUUAACCUGUUCAGCAACACAAAACUCAUAUGGAAAAAUUCGGGACCAAGCCCAACAAUUAACCCGUGAAUAUAAUUUAAAAUGUUGUUAUCUAUUUUAUCCCGUUUUAAAACAACAUAUUCAAUAUGAAUUUGAACCUUGUGAUAACGAUCCUAUCGAUCAUAUUACGGCAGACCAUGAAUCUGCAGCUGCGACACUUAGCAAAGAAGCACGUAGAUGGGCUUCGAAAAUUGUUAGAGAAAAUAAUAAUAUACGUGAAUGUGUACGGAAAUUACAAGUGUAUAAUGCGUUAAGAGAUUCUGGGCAAAAAACUGAUCCGAAUGAUCCAAAUGGUCCUGAUUUAGAAACAAAAAUUGAUGAUAUGAAACAAGGCAUACGAAAAGCGGAAACAGCAAAAAUGAAAGCGGAAGCACGAAUUGAAUGUUUAAGAGCUGGUGGUGUUAAUGUUGAUGAAUGGAUGCAAGAAGCGGAAACAUUGAGUGUACAAGAUAUACCACGUUCAGCAAGUUCUUUAUCAAUGAGAACUGAUGCUUCUGGAGCAGGGGAACAACCUAGCUCAGAUUCAUUCUAUGACAGUGAUUUUGCUGAAGGUGAAACAGCUCCGGUUGUUGAAAAAGUCCAAGCCACUACAGUUGAAGCAGAAGAAACUCAAGAUACUAGUUAUGAUACCGCUGAGGUCGACGCUAUGUUAGAACAAGAAAGGCAAAGAAUAGAACAAUUAACAGCUGGUUGGGAUGAUCCCACUCAAGUUGAUUGGGGUGCAGAAGAAGAUCAAACUGGAGACGAGGCACGUGCAGAAGCUGUCAAAUCAGUUCCUGGAUUAAAGUGUACUGCUUUAUAUUCAUAUACAGCACAAAAUCCGGAUGAAUUAAGUAUUAUUGAAAAUGAACAGUUAGAAGUAGUUGGUGAAGGUGAUGGUGAUGGUUGGUUACGUGCCAGAAACUAUCGUGGAGAAGAAGGAUUUGUGCCGCAUAAUUAUUUAGAUGUAGAACGUGAAACUUCCAGUCAAACACCUGGUUUACAAACACAAAUAUCUUUCUCAUCGGUUGAUUACACUGUAGACGAACAGGAUGAAGAAGGAUUACCCAGUGAACAAACAGAUCAAACACAAUCACCUGAACAAAUAUCCGUCAUAUCUGUACCGAUCCAAAAAGCUGAAGAACCUGUUACAUAUUGUUGUGCUUUAUAUGAUUAUGAAGCAAGUGGGCCAGAUGAGUUAACUUUCGAAGAGUGUGAUGUGAUUAAAGUAUUGAAUAAAUGUGCGCAUGGUAUUGAUGAUGGAUGGUGGGAAGGUGAAAUUGAUGGACGACGUGGAAAUUUCCCAUCACUUGUUGUUGAAGAGUGUGAUCAAUUUGGUGAACCAUUAACUAAUCAGUGGGAAGAUACACCACCAGCAAGUGCGCCACCAGUAUUUACGCCACCAGAUGUUCCUAAUUUUUUAUUACAACCAGCAACUGAAGUUAUUAUUACUCAAGCGACGCCUAUGGGUGAUAGACCUCAAAAUGAAAUUCAAGAAAAUGGUACCGAAGAACAUAAUGAAAAUGAAAGUGGUCCGCCUCAAGAACCUCCACCAACAAAACCUCAAGGAUUUCAAAUGGAUUUAACAAAAAAACAAGUAAAACAAUAUACUACCCAGUUUGGAUUUGAAGAAUCAGAAAUAGAAGAACGUCAUAAUAAAUGCAAAAAACCGGAUAUCUGUGUAGUUGUAGAAGGAGAGAGCGACCCAGAAGUUGGUGGAGAAAAGGAAAGUGAUAAAAGAGAAGAUCAAGAUUUCGGUCUUGGUGUAGCACAAAUUGUGAUAACAGCUGCAACUCCAAUGAUUGAGGAACCAGAGCAACCAUUCCCACCACCAGAGGAAGAACAAACUGAAGUAUCCACAAAUGGCAAUUUAGAAGACGAGGACAAUACUAGUGCAGACCCUUUAACGGAAAUUCCUGAAGAAGAAGAAGCAACUGCAGAUGAUGCAAGUAAGAUAGAAACACAUAAAGAGGAUUUAGAAGAUGAAAAAUCAAUUGUUGAUGAUCAACCAACAGAUUCAGCACCAUUUCCAACAAGUAGCAGUACUGGAAGCGAUGGUGAUUCCACAGGACCUAGUACAGCAGAAAAUUCACAAAGUCUACCUGCAACGACCACAACGACUAGUAGUCAUCCACCCGAAGAACAUGCCCCACAAGAUGAUAUUCUACCAGACGACGAUAUUCCAAAGCAAGUAGUGGGUGGCCGGGCUAGUAUACCUGAUGAAUUAGAACCCCAUCAAUUAGCUCAAUUACAAGACCUUAAAGAAUCUAACGCUUAAAAUUAGUUUAAAUUUUUAUUUAAAAGGGAACCUUAAAAUCAAAUACUCCUAAGUACAUUUUGCGA
Chrysoperla carnea is the source of this 3152-nucleotide messenger RNA. It is a transcript of the gene nwk, whose product is annotated as protein nervous wreck. The transcript is spliced from 12 exons. The record is from RefSeq and is a predicted model, not a curated record. The coding region runs from base 1 to 3087 and encodes 1028 amino acids. Gene Ontology annotation, biological process: neuromuscular synaptic transmission; regulation of actin filament polymerization. Gene Ontology annotation, molecular function: protein binding. Gene Ontology annotation, cellular component: recycling endosome; neuromuscular junction. Lineage: Eukaryota; Metazoa; Arthropoda; Insecta; Neuroptera; Chrysopidae.